Molecule: messenger RNA, 9049 nt
Organism: Scylla paramamosain (green mud crab)
Lineage: Eukaryota; Metazoa; Arthropoda; Malacostraca; Decapoda; Portunidae
Product: terminal uridylyltransferase 7-like
Exons: 24
Coding region: 183-5765 (1860 amino acids)
Molecular function (GO): RNA uridylyltransferase activity; nucleic acid binding; zinc ion binding
Source: RefSeq, a predicted model, not a curated record
UUAUGUUUGGCGGGAGGAAGGAGGCUGGUGGUGCUGGUGAUGCCCCCUCGCGGCCGGUGCGCCACAAUAACAUCGGGUAUUGCGACGCCUCCACCUACGGAGGUCCUGUUAUUUGACCGGCCUCCUACACACCCCAAUUAAUCCAUGUAUGAAAUGACUUAAGUUUUGCCUUUGAUGUCACAAUGGAUGGUGCAAGUGGAGGAGGAGGUGAGUCGCGAGGGGGUGGAUGGACAGGUGGCGGAGGAUAUGAUGCGACAAACCAGAUAAAGCAAUUGUUGAGAAUCCCAACUGAGGAUCCAGGAAGAGCCAGUGAAGAGAGAUCCAGCCAGAAACAAGAGAAACAGUCUUCUCAUGCCUUUGAGAAAGCAGCGAAUUCUUGCAGCAAACAACAAUCAUGGGAAGCAAACAGAUAUCAAGAUAGAAGAAGAGUUGACAGUCCCAGUGGAGGAAAUCCCCGACACAUGAAUUUUGAUCCACGUCCAUUCAGAAACUAUGACAAUAGACAUUUAGAUCAUUACAGCAGUCCAAGCAGAAAUGCUCACAAACAAGCUAACUAUGAAUCCAGUUAUGCUAAUAAUAGUAACUUUCGCAACCCACACUACAAUCAACCUCAUCACCGAGCUUCUGGUGGUCCUCUCAGGGAUAACAAGGACCCAAGAGUGAAUGGUCCAAGGCAUCUUAAUAGCCCUCACAAUCAUCCAAUCAUUGUAGGGCCUGAAACUGAAAGUCCAGAAUUUCGUCCUAGUCCAGAGGUUCUUGCUGAGUUGGAAGAGCAAUUUUUGUAUCCUUUGAAGAAGAAAUCCUUACGGUUUCCCAAAGCCAAAUAUUUCUGCCGCCUCUGUGAUUACCAUUGUGAUUCAUUGGUGGUGUGUAAAAGACACAUCACAGAUACCAGGCACAGGAGACUGAAGGAGGCCAAAGAUUUAGAAACCACCCUAAAGAACGUUCCCUCAGCAACCGACAUGCAUGUUGCAGCCCUUGACAAACUGAUCACAUCUGUCAGUGAAGAGAUGAAAGCCACCCCAGAGAUGAUCAGUACUCGGAGCAAACUUGUGUCACAGCUCAAUGAUCUCCUUGUUGCUAAAGUAAAAGGAUGUAGAUUGGAGAUGGUUGGAUCAUCAGUGAGUGGUAUUUGUCUUAAAACAAGUGAUGUGAAUAUUGACAUUGUGAUGGAUGGCAAUCAAAAUCCCUCAGCUGCUCUUUUAGCUGUGAAGGAGUUGGUUGGGAAUAAUGACACAUACAUAAAUGUUGUAGACGACCUCUCGUCUUCUUUCCCAACCAUGUCGUUCACUCAUUCCAAGACCGGCCAACGUUUGGUGGUGGGAGCCAGCAGUGCAUCUUCAAAAUAUACCAAUCAGCUGUUGGGAGACUAUGCCUCCAUAGACAAUCGUGUGUCUAUUCUUGGAGUAGCAUUCAGGUAUUGGGCCAAGCUUUGCCAGAUAGAUGAUCAGACAAAAGGAACACUUCCUGCUCAUGCCUUCCCUGUGAUGCUGAUACAUUUCCUACAGCAGCACCAGCCUCCUGUUCUGCCUGUGCUGCACAUGAUGCAUCCAAACCCAGAUGGAGAUGUGUACUUGAGAGCAGCUGACAUUGGUGAUAAAUGGAAAACUAAGAAUACUGAAAGUAUUGGUAAACUCUGGCUGGAAAUGUUCAGAUUUUAUACCAUAGGUUUUAAGAUGACAGAGCAGGUGAUCAAUGUUCGUUACCUUCAGCCAAUGAACAAAACAGACAAAGCCUGGAGUAAAAAGAUUGCUAUUGAAGAUCCUUUUCUUCAGAAGAGAAAUUUGACAAGAACUGUCAGUGGUAAUCCAGUGUUUGAGUAUAUACUGGAACGCUUUAAAACUUCAUAUAAAUAUUUUGCCAUCCCUCAACUGUCGUAUGGACCUCUGUUUCUUCACAUCACUUUUAAAGAAGUGAGCAUCGGGACCAAGGCAGCAGAAUGUGCUUAUCAGAGGAAUAGAAAAGGUGAAAUGCUGCUGGAAUCUAUUGAAAAGGCAGGACAGUCUCAGAGUGAGGCAUCAUCUGAGUGUGAGUUGGAGAGGACAGAGGAGGAGGCAGAUGUGGCUGUUGAAGAUGAGGUUGAAGAAGAUGAUGACACCACCAUGUCAGGCUUUGAAGCAGACUUGAGCACUGUGUCACCUGAGGACACACUGGAAGAACCUAAUGAUUCAAUGAGUCCUAAUGGUCUGAGUUCUCAAGAAGAAGAAGUAAAUGAAAGUAUCCUUAGUGGUUUGACAUCAACACUGUGCUUUGUGACACCCAGCCAAGCAGCUAAAUUGAUGCAACAGGUGAAGAAGGAGGACCUUCUCUUCAGAUUUGAGGAGAGGUUCUUCACUUUUGGACAGAAGCCACCUCUUAUUUGUGGAUCAUGUCAGAAGGAUGGUCACAGCAAGGCUGAGUGCCGGGAGGAUGAAUUGCCACCCCUCAAGAAACUGCCACCCAUCAACAACCAUUUCUUAAAUUUGCUCACUGCCAUUUUUGAGCAGCUAACAAGGGAUUUUGAACCAACAGUAAAGGAGAUUGAGGAGAGAGAUAAAAUUGUUUCUGAUCUAGAAAAUUACAUUUGUCAGUUUUUCCGAGGAGUCACACUCAAGCUUUUUGGCUCUUCAGCAAAUGGCUUUGGUUUCCAGCGAUCAGAUCUAGAUAUUUGCUUGACUUUUGAGGGCAAUCCAAAAGGCCAGAAUAUUGAUCACAUUAAGAUCAUAGAAUCAUUAGCAGAGAAGCUGAAGAGAUACCGUCAGUGUGGCCACGUGUUUGCCAUAACAACUGCAAAAGUCCCCAUUGUUAAGUUUUCCAUUCGACGUGCCUACCUAGAAGGAGACCUCUCCCUCUACAACACCUUAGCUCUACAGAAUACUAAGCUUCUGUAUACCUAUGCCAGAAUUGAUCGUAGGGUUAAGUGCCUUGGAUAUGCAAUGAAAUACUUUGCUAAGUUAUGUGAUAUUGGAGAUGCUUCUCGUGGGUCACUCUCCUCUUAUGCCUACAUCCUGAUGGUGCUUCACUACCUCCAGCAGUGCAAGCCUCCUGUCAUACCUGUGCUGCAAGAGUUGUAUGAUCAUACCAAGCCUGCACCACAGCUGAUCAUAGAUGGAUGGAAUGCUUGGUUUUAUGAUGAUCUUGAUGGUUUGAAAAAGGAGUGGAAAGAUUAUGGGAAGAAUACAGACACUGUAGGGCAGUUGUGGGUAAACAUGCUCCGUUAUUACACUGAAACAUUCAACUGGAAGGAUCAUGUUGUCACCAUUCGACAGCUGGCACCCUUGACACGUCUCCAAAAGUUGUGGAAUUCUAGAUGCAUUGCUAUUGAAGAUCCAUUUGAUCUCAGUCAUAAUUUGGGAGCUGGACUUUCAAGAAAAAUGAAUACCUUCAUCAUGAAAGCUUUCAUCCGUGGAAGAGAAGUUUUUGGUACAGCAGUGAUGGGAUGCCCUCCAGGUUAUCGGCACAUGGUGGAUUAUCUGUUUGACUCGAAACAGCUUACUGAUGGUGCACCACCCAAUGAUCGAGGCUGUCGCUUUUGCGGCAAAAUUGGUCACAUACAGAAAGACUGCCCUAAAAAGAAGGUCAACAUGGAAAAGAGGGAAAAGAAGGAACGACAGAGGGAUCGGAGAGAUAUCUCAAGAGUGACUAAUGUAGAAAAUGAACAUGAAGAAUCAAGGAAACUACCAGAAGGUGAAUGUAAUGAGGAAGUAAAAGAGAAUCCAGAUGAAGAAAAGAAGAAAAAAGGACAGGAAGUCUCCUCUGCAACUGCUAAGGGAGGGACAUCAUCUAGCAAGUCUCCUGAAGAUGUUGCCACUGGAAACUCCCCGACUCAGACAUCCACAGCUACUAUGGAUCAUUCACAUGCAGCCAUCACAAGAAUCAAAAACCAGGAUCUGGGGAAACCAUCCCAUAAACCAUCAGCUACUUUAUCAAGUACUGAGGCAACAAGCAGUGGUGUGAACAAUUUGUUGCAAUGUGGAGGAAGUGCUAAUUCUCAAUGUGUACAAAGUGUAAAUACAAAACCUGGUAGUAAUCCAAUGAAAACUAAUAUGCCAGCAUCAGAAAACAUAUCAAGAAUUAACAGUGUAAGUGACUCUUCCUCAAAUGCAACUGGAUCAACAAGUGGAGAUUUAGCAAAGUCUGUAGAUAAAAACAUUGUUGUCACCAGUUCCUCAUUAACUGUGCCCAGAGUGCAAACUCAUACACCAUUAGGUACAUCUAGUAUACUCUUAAGGGGACAGAAUGAGAAUGUCAUUGGAGGUUUGGGCAGUGGUGCUGUAAGUGUACCACCAGGAUUUCAAAAUCUUCCCCAUGUUCAGGUCCAACACAAUGUACAAGGGCAAAAAUUAAACACUCAAGGACAUAGUAAUACUAGUUACAUCUCAAAUCCACAAGGUUCCAAUAAUUUAACAACUACUAGUCAUGUGACAGUUUCACAAAAUCUUCAACCACAAGAGUCAAAACAAACACAACAGAUGAAACAAAUGCAAGAACAGCAGCAGAUCCUUUCUCAACAAGUUGUUCAGCCUCCAAGGCAGUGGGGUUAUUGGCCAAAUACUGCUUUACCUCAACAGGUCCAGUUAAAUUCUAAAGUCCAGAAGCAAGAAAUAGACAAGACUAGAAAUUAUCAAAUAACUACUACUGCCUCCAGUCAGAGUAGUCAACCACACCAACAGCAGUACCCUUAUAGUAUUAGUCCAGCUGCUCUCUUUCACAUGGCAAGUCAAGCUCCUAGUGGUCAAAUAAGUGCCAUGUUGCUACCCAAUGUUACAGAAAACAGUACCACAUCCAGUAGAUCUGGACUUCCAGCACCUCCAACAACAACUGUUGGUAUCACUGGCAGUGGGGCACCACCACCAGGAUUCUCUGCACCAGUUCCCAUCAAUUAUCAUGGGCAACAAGUUGAUACUUUGCCAAUGAACAAACUAAUGAUAGGCUCACCCGUAUUUAGACCUACUGUUUCACAAGCAGAUGGACAAUCAACAACUACUACUGUAUCACAGCCCUUUUUAUCAGUUAGUGGGCCAGUGCCAGGUAUUUAUGUUAGUGCACAUACUCCUCAUACCUAUGGUGAUCCAAGUCUCAACCAGCAACAUCCAGUCUUUGACACAAGGCACUUCAUAUCUCAGCAAAUGACUCAAGGCCUGCAUCAGAAUGUAGCACAAGGACUCCCUCAGGGUGUAGCUGCUGCUGUGCCUCCCGGGAUGCAGGCAGGCACAAGUGUUUCUCUGCCGCCUCCUGGUUUAGCUGCCUCUGUUCCUCAGGGCAUCAGCAACAGUGUGCCUCAGGCAGUUCCACAAGGCAUACAUCAGAAUAUACAGAGUGGAGUGUCUCAGGUCAACUUAAAUUCAGCCAUGUCUCAAGGCAUGCAGGCAGUACCCUUGGGACACCCCUUCCCACCACAGCACACAUAUCCCCAACAAGGUUACCAGAUGACAGUUGCAGGAACAAGUGGUUACUAUCCAGAAUAUGUGUUAGGUGAUCCUGCUUUGCAGAGUCACUCCCCAAGUGGACAAGGCCCUCCAAAUAUCCCUGCAGAGUUGAUGUCAGAAAUUACCUUCCCACGUCCUGAAGUAUAUGAUCACCCACUCCAGGCCCUCCCACAGUACCUGCCCUCCAGUAUGCCACAACAUCAAAGCCUCAUCACUCCCUUGUCUCAGCCACAUCCAAAUGUGGCCAUACCUCCACCACACCCUUCUCUUCCUGCCAGUGGUCCUGCAGCACCAUACACACAGGGGUCGUUGGUUUACAUUGAUAGUGAGAGGGAAGGUAACCAGAUCAUGCAGUAAACCUUGAUUUAAAGAGAGAUUUUAUAUGGUGUAGAUUUCAGUGUAUUUCUUUUCUUGUAUAAAAGUUGUGAUUAAAUUACUUCUGAACAAAAGUAGAUAAUGUAGACUAUUUUAUGUUAGAGUCUGUCUUUGACUUGUAUUGGUUUGCUCUUCGUUUUUAGAUUCACACAGCUAUAUUUUAAUACAGAAUAUACAGUCUCGCAGUAUCUGUUUAGAGGCAUGGGGAUGAUAUUAUGGGAUAUAUUCUCUCAACAAUAACCUGAUGUACUUACUGAAGUAUUUUUAUUGUUUUGAGAAGGUAAAGGUAAGGUGUAUGUAAAUAUGGGCUAGUUUCAGAUCAUUUAAAUCAUAAUGUAUUAGAUUUUGAAAAUGGGCAAAUGAAAGUAAAUUUUAAUUAUUUUAGAAUAUUCAAAAGUGAGUCUUUUGAAAUUAAUAGUAUGAAAAUGUAACAAAACUAUUGAUGCUCGUAUAUAAAUUUUGAACAUAUUUUCAAUACAGGACAUUUUUUUUGUAGUAAUUUUACAUCUAUUUGGUAUCCCUGUAGCAUUACAAUCUUUCUCAGUUUUAAAUAUUUAUGCUAGAGUUGAUAUGGGAACUGGGGGAAGACAGUGUUAGUUACAUGCAUAUACAUGUAUGUUGUUUCAUUUUAUUUGACUUCUGUUUUGUAAAAUUUUACAAGUAUUUUUCCCCAGUUUGUCAUUCCACUACAGUGUAGGUCCUGUAUGUUUUUGUACCUGACUCCUAGAUUCUUAUUUAGGUCAUUGGUCCCAUAGCUGUUUAGGCCUCUUUUACUUAAUAUUUAUUUUAUAUACACACUAUAGGGUGGACUGUUAAUGCUGACUGAUAAAUAUACUAAGACAGUUUAUGACUGAGGGUACAAAUUUCUUUGUGUACAAAGUGAUGAAAGAAAUUAUAAAAACUGUAUUUUGAUGUUGUUAAGGCAUACAAAUUUAUGCUCUGGUUUCAUCAUGCACUAGAAGAUUUUGCAAAGUUAUCUUCUGAAAUGUAUGGCAGUAUCUGAAUUUUCUACUUUGUAUUAAAAUAUUCAAUGUUUAGGCAAUGCUUAUUGGAAUGAUUGAGAUCCUUCUGUCCGUAAUCACAGAACGUACGAGUUCUUGCACAUUUUGUACCUGCCCUCAAGUACCUUGCUGUGUUUUCCUCCUGUUUGCAGGAGAUUUUUGCAUUUUCAUUUAGCAUAUAGUCUGCACUAUUUUUAAUUUCACAAAGAUAUUCAAGAUUUAAGGUAGGAAUAAGACAAAAGUAUUUUUUGUCAUAUUUGUAUAGUAAUUUAACAUGAUUAUCAUACACCACUUUUAUGAGUUAUGUGGCUUGGUGUAAGUGGCAAGAUAUUUUUCUUAGUACAGAGUUCUUACUACAAAUUGAUUUAGAAGAACCAUUAAAUAGGUAAGUCACUUGGGAAUUAACUCAGUGCGAGGUAAUUGAUAAUUUAUAUCUAGAUAUUAUUAAUGAUUACAAGUGUAUUCAAUUCAAAAGAUCACAAAUAUGAAUUUGAUUAAAUAAUCCUGGAACACUGAAAGAGUUAAACAUAAUUUUUAUUUGGUGUUUGAAUUUAAAUAUAAUGAUGCGCCAUAUACAGGGUGUAACGUGAGUUUCUGCAGAUACCGAAAGAGGUGAAAGAACGUGUAAUUCUAAGUAGAAAAUGUUCUAUACACAUAUGCAUUUUAAGGCUUUGUUUACCUGUCAGAGGAGUUGAAAAUGUAUGGGACUCACAGGUGUGCUCUGCCUGUAGCUGUGAGGUGACAGACAGAUGGUUACACUGUCCCAGCCUCAGAGGUGCCACUUGGUUAAAUUACGAAUGGUUUAAUCUUAUUUUUUGCAAGCUGUGGAAUAUUACAGUAUCUUAUAACAAGACAAAUGGUAUUAAAAAAGCAUGUAAUUUAUCGAUAAGCACUAUACGACAACAUUAUUGUGGUGAUUAAAAGUACUCCUUUAAAAUGCUACGUGGCAUCAUCCAAGCAAGUGAGGAGGGAGGAGCGAGUCUGAGCAACCUUCAAAACAGCUGAGUGAUAAUGCCCUGUAGCAUUUUACAGGAGUACUUUUAAUUACCGCAGUAAUGUUGUCAUGUAAUGCUUAUCGGUGAAUUACAUGCUUUUAAAUACCAUUCGUUUUGCUAUAAGAUACUGUAAUAUUCCACAGCUUGCAAAAAAUAAGAUUAAACUAUUCAUAAUUUGACCAAGUGGCACCUCCAAGGCUGUGACAGUGCAACCAUGUGUCUGUCACCUCACAGCUACACACACAGAACACCCGCGAGUCCCAUACAUUUUCAGCUCCUCUGAUGGGUAAACAAAGCCUUAAAAUGCACAUGUGCAUGGAACAUUUUCUACUUAGAAUUACAUGUUCUUUCACCUCUUUCAGUAUUUGUAGAAACUUGUGUUACAUCCUGUAUAGAUGUCCCACCAUAGCUACCAGGGAUGUGCAUAAAUCAUGGUGGUAUUAUAAAAGGAUUUUAUAGGUAUAUUGCACAAUGGUAAAUGUUAAUUGAAUUAAGUUUUCAAGCACCGUCCCAAUAAUUUGAAUAGUAUAAACAAGAAGCAAUAAUGGUGCCUCACAUUGUUGUAGAGGUAAAUACCUACCUUGAGUUGGAAUCUUGUGCGUGUAAAAAAAAACAGUGUGAGAAUGGCACCUACUCAGGUUUUAUAAACAAAUUGUAUCUUAAAAUUGUAUCUUAUUCAGAUCAAUAUAUGACAUUUCAUUAUUUUCACAAACCAGUCAUACCAAUAUCUGCCUAGAUUUUGUUGACGUCAAACAAAAGGAAAGCAAGGUUUAUAAAUCACAAUAAUCAUAAAAAUGCCAAAAUCUUUCAAAAUAGAUAAAAUUAUGCUGUGAAGCCCAUACUGCAUCUUAAAUGGAAAUAUUUCCAUAUUGGGGGAACAUAAACAGAAGAUGCAACUCCAGAUCCACCUCAGCACACAAUAAGGUAAUUCCAACACGAGCAGCAGCAGCAGCACGAACGCAAUGUAAACAUUUUUUAGUCAUUAUUUCUUGAAUUUCAACAGACAUAGUGAUUGCUAAUUUGGCAAUUACAGAUGAAUUUUUAGUCUUCAAAUUUGUUACUUCAUUGUGAUUACUAGUUCUAAAAAUGUAUAUUUUCUGUUUCAUAUGUAUGUGUAUCUUUGUAAUUAUUUUUUAUAAGUAUUUAAGUAAUGACUGAUGUAAGCAUUUACAAUAUAUAUUACAUUAAUGUUUGAAUUGUAUUAUAAAUUUGGAUUUUAUACAUGAAACAUACAAGCAUUGUUAUAAAAUAAUCCACAUUAUAUAAAUAU